This is a messenger RNA of Rhodamnia argentea, 955 nucleotides long. RefSeq names its product glycolipid transfer protein 1-like. The transcript has 7 exons. NCBI's taxonomy places the organism in Eukaryota, Viridiplantae, Streptophyta, Magnoliopsida, Myrtales, Myrtaceae. The coding region runs from base 171 to 779 and encodes 202 amino acids. Gene Ontology annotation, cellular component: cytoplasm; membrane; cytosol. Gene Ontology annotation, molecular function: ceramide 1-phosphate binding; ceramide 1-phosphate transfer activity. The record is from RefSeq and is a predicted model, not a curated record. Gene Ontology annotation, biological process: intermembrane lipid transfer; ceramide transport.
GAACAUCAACCCCAUUUUCUUUCUUCCCCAACAUAAUUGGAUUGUUCUCCCUUUCAGGACAUUGCUGAUCAAUCAAUUCAUAUCGAUCAGUUGCUUUUGUCUCAGCAAGCCUUUCUACGUCGAGCUAAUUCGUUAUUGUUGAAUCUGACGAACCAGUUUUAUGCAUUGAUAUGGAGGGAACUGCAUUUACCGGUCCUUUGGAAGAAUUGAAGCAUGUCAAGUCCGAAGAAGGAGAAAUACUGACCAAACCCUUCAUUGAUGUUUGCAAAAUGGUGUUACCUCUUAUAGACAAGUUUGGUGGUGCUCUGGCAGCAGUGAAAUCCGAUGUUGGCGGAAAUCUCUCGAGAAUGGAGCGGAAAUAUUUGUCGAAUCCUUCUGAAUUCAACCUUUUGUACAGUAUGGUCCGUGCAGAAGUUGCAUCCAAAACAGCAAAAUCAUCCUCUAGUUGCACCAACGCGCUUCUUUGGUUGACGAGGGCCAUGGAUUUUUUGGUGGAACUGUUUCACAACCUGCUCGAUCAUCCGGACUGGUCGAUGUCGCAUGCCUGCAAUGAUGCCUAUGGCAAGACUCUGAAGAAAUGGCAUAACUGGCUUGCUACUUCAAGCUUCUCUGUUGCAAUGAAGCUUGUUCCAGACAGGAAAAAGUUCCUGGAAGUGAUUGGCGGUUCGGGUGAUCUCGAUGCUGACAUGAGGUCGUUUUGUGAGAAGUAUGGUCCUCUUCUUCAGGAAAAUCACAAGUUCUUGGCGAGUGUCGGUCUAGAUAAUAUGAAGGGCAAUUGAUUGGAGAGCUUCAAAUGGUGACCCCGCUCAAACUCUUCUUCAUCUUUUCUUGUUUGAAUUAGACGAAUGACUAUCCAAUAUAAUGUAAAGAUAUAUUCCCUAGAGAUUAAGCGUAUCUUUCGUUCCUUGUUGACCCUUUUCGGGGUUUAAAGUUCAUUCUCCUAGUAUUUGGCCAU